AUGGCCACCACUUCUGCAGCUGCCGUUCCAACAACUACCACCUCUGCCGCCGCCGCACCCACUACCACCACCACCUCCACAAGUGCCGGAGCCGCUCUCCCGACCGGCUUCUCGGCUCUUGGCUGCUUUAUCGACAAUGGCAGCGGUGGUCGUGUUCUGCCCAUCGCCAAUGGAACAUCGUCCACCAACACUCCCGCUCAAUGUGCUAGCAGAUGCCGUGGUCUUGGCUACCGGUUCUCUGGCACGGAGUACAGCAACGAGUGCUACUGUGGCAAUGUCCAGCCGACCACCAACACUGCUUCCUCGCAAUGCAACAUGGCCUGUGCCGGUGACAACACGCAAUUCUGUGGCGCGGGCAACCGCAUCAACAUCGUCCAGGAUCUUAACUGGGUGCAGACUUUCUUUGCUCGUCCUUCCUUCCAGACAUGGAACCUGAUGGCCUGCUACGUGGACUCCGCCAGCGCUCGCACUCUGCCCAACGCCAUCAACCUCGGCGCCACCGGUGGACCGAACAAUGCGACAAUCGCCAACUGUCUGUCAGCUUGCGCUGCGGCGGGCUACACCUACUGUGGUGAAGAGUACUACGCAGAGUGCUACGGUAGCAACACCGCUCCCUCAGCAUCUUCAGUCGCGCCCGGAUCCAGCGACCCAUUGGCUGCGGGAUGCAGCUUCCCAUGUCGGGGUAAUUCGACCGAGGCCUGCGGUGGAGCCAACCGUGUGUUGGUGUACGUCAACAACGGCACUUCCACUACCACUGCAACUCGUCAACGAAGACACCCGAGAAAUCUGUGGUAG
Messenger RNA from Dissoconium aciculare CBS 342.82, 795 nucleotides. RefSeq names its product WSC-domain-containing protein. Lineage: Eukaryota; Fungi; Ascomycota; Dothideomycetes; Mycosphaerellales; Dissoconiaceae. The transcript has a single exon. The coding region runs from base 1 to 795 and encodes 264 amino acids. The record is from RefSeq and is a predicted model, not a curated record.